Molecule: messenger RNA, 747 nt
Organism: Rotaria socialis
Lineage: Eukaryota; Metazoa; Rotifera; Eurotatoria; Philodinida; Philodinidae
Source: the annotation of a GenBank genome assembly
AUGCUUGUAAUACCGAAGAACACCGGCGAACAGACACCGUUGGCGGAUGAUAAUGUAACUCGUACCGAGAAUUUUGUGAAAGAAGUAGUAUUAGAUUUUCCCAGUCCACUAACCAAUGUUACAAGCGCAUCAGCAGGAAUCAAUCAAUCAAAACAACAUAUCGAAAAACAACCGUUUUUCUCCUUUCGUCUUCACGUGUGGAUUGCAUUUAUUAUGUGGCUUCUUUCUUUUAUUGUAAGUGUCAAGAACCUUAGAGCGCAUUGUGAUUCGACACCGUUACCCACUUUUAUAAUUCUGUAUGCAAGAUGGGGUAUUUUCGUGAUCAUGGUAUAUCUUGGUGUAAUCAUUUUCUGUUAUCUUCUAAAUGACCGGACUGAUUUGAUACGCCGCGGACAUACAAUUAUUCGACAUAUCUUCGUUUUCACUCAUUUAGUAAUUUUAUUUUGCAUCUUUUGGUUCUUUUUUGGCCAGAUUUGGAUCUUUGAAAAUCAGUCGUAUUGUGGACAUUAUGCAAUAUCUGGAUUUGGUGUCGCAAUUAUAUUCAUUCAGUAUGUUAUAGGGCUAUGGUUUAUGAUGAGCUACACAUGGAAUCACGCAUGGAUCUUGCGUUACCUUAUAAAGAUUAUCGAAAAUCGCCUGAAUGAACUUCCGUGUGAACUUGAAAAUUCAGAGACCGCAUAUGAUAUAAAAAAUCAAUCAUCCGACAAAAAUUAUACGAGUCAAAAUCAAAUUUUACUUAAUGUUUAA